Messenger RNA from Dermacentor andersoni, 2302 nucleotides. The record is from RefSeq and is a predicted model, not a curated record. NCBI's taxonomy places the organism in Eukaryota, Metazoa, Arthropoda, Arachnida, Ixodida, Ixodidae.
AUGCCCAGACGUUUGCAGUGCCCCGCGGGGGCUCUUCCUCCGAUGCUGCUCGCCUGCAAGACGCUGCUCACAUUUGUUCACCCCUUUGGACUCUAUUGUUCCUCGACGUACAAGGCAACAGUGAAUGUGCCACCACUGGGCCAGAAUCCUCACAAGCUGCGUGCCUGCAUCGUCCUCGCCUUGGCCACCAGCGCCUUCGCUGGUCACGUUGGUCACGUUGCCGGUGGCUACACCCUCGCUAGCAACCUCGGCUAUGGCCUCGGCUACGGCAGCCUCGGCUAUUCCGGUCUUGGAUACGGUGGCCUUGGUCUCUCCCAUUAUGGCCUGUCCCACGGAGUUGGCUACUCCGGCCUUACCGGCUACGGUGCUGGCUACGGAUACGGAUACGCCCCCGCCGCCAGCUACGCCGUCGCUGCUCCAGCUGUUACUCGCACGGUCUCCACCUACCACGCUGCUCCAGCUGUGACCGCUGUCCAUGCCGCUCCAGCCGUGACCGCUGUCCACGCCGCCCCAGCUGUCACCUACGCUGCCGCCCCAGCUGUCACCAGGGUGGUCCAGUCCGCUCCAGCUGUCACCUACGCUGCCGCCCCAGCUGUCACCAGGGUGGUCCAGUCCGCUCCAGUUGUCCAGACCUACGCCGCCGCCCCAGCUGUGACCAGGGUGGUCCAGUCCAAUCCAGUUGUCCAGACCUACGCCGCCGCCCCAGCCGUCACUCGUGUCGCCACCUACGCUGCCCCAGCUGUCACCAAGGUUGUCCAGUCUGCUCCAGUGGUCGCCAGCUACGCCGCCGCCCCAGCCGUGACUACUGUCCACGCUGCCCCAGCUGUUGCCACCGUUGCUCACGCUGCCCCAGCCGUCGCUACCUACGGCGUUGCCCAUGUUGCCCAUGCUGCCCCAGCCGUCGCUACCUACGGUGUUGCCCACGUUGCCCACGCUGCCCCAGCUGUCGCCACGUAUGGCGUUUCCCACGUUGCCCACGCUGCCCCCGCCGUUGCUACCUACGGUGUUGCUCACGCUGCCCCAGCCUACUACGGCUACGGUGUUGGCUCCCUCGGCUACGGUGCCGGCAGCUACGGUUACGGCCACGGUCUCCUGGGCUAUGGCCUGAACUACGGCUACGGCCUUGGCUCUCCCCUCAGCUACUCCACCCUCCUCCGCAAGAAGAAGUGUAAGUUCCGCUGUAUUAAAAGAUUCGUGUUUCUUUUUAGCCUUCUGCACUCAAAUGGACAUCAGACCGAAGGAGGCGCACUGCAUUUGAAGUCUCAGAAGCUCCUUCUCCUCGAAGAAACUGACAUCAUGAUUCGCGCCGCUAUCCUCCUCGCCCUGGCUACCAGCGCCUUCGCUGGUUACGUCGGCGGCGGAUACGCUCUCGGCCAUGGUGUCGGCUACUCUGGCCUAGGCGGAUACGGUCUUGGAUACGGUGUCGGCGGAUACGGUCUUGGAUACGGUGUGGGCGGAUACGGUCAUGGAUACGGUCUCGGAGGCUACGGCUAUGGCGGAUACGGUCUAGGCUAUGGAUACGGAUACGCUCCAAGAGCCAGCUAUGCUGUUGCGGCUCCCGCCGUCCACACUGUCGCUACUGCUGUUCACGCUGCACCAGCCGUGGCUGCUGUGCAUGCUGCUCCAGCUGUGACCGCAGUGCACGCCGCUCCCGCAGUGGCCACCUACGCCGCUGCUCCAGCUGUCGCAAGGGUUGCCUAUGCUGCCCCAGCCGUUGCUAGGGUAGCCUACGCUGCUCCCGCGGUGACCGCCGUGCACGCUGCUCCAGCCGUUGCCAGGGUUGCCUACGCUGCUCCAGCCGUUGCCAGGGUUGCCUACGCUGCUCCCGCUUACGCUGCCCACACUUACGCUGCUCCCGCUGUGGCCGCUGUCCACGCUGCUCCAGCCGUCGCCAGGGUUGCGUACGCUGCUCCGGCCUAUACCGCUGUCCACGCUGCCCCAGCCGUUGCCACCACGGCCGUCCACCACGCCGUGCCCGCAGUAGCCUCCUACGGUGUGGCCCACGCUGCUCCAGCCGUGGCCUCCUACGGAGUCGCUCAUGCUGCCCCAGUCUACGGAUACGGUGUAGGUUCUCUCGGGUACGGUGCCGGCCAUUACGGAUACGGUCACGGCCUCCUCGGCUACGGUCUCAACUACGGAUAUGGCCUCGGCUCCCCCUACCACUAUGGCGCUCUCCUCCACAAGAAGAAGUAAAUUCAUCCCUUGAACUAAACGGAUGGACUCAACGACGCAAGUCAUCGCAUGGACGUUUCUCUUGGAGUUGUGACGCUUCGAAGGAAAUAAACCUAUGUUUUGUUAAGUA